Molecule: messenger RNA, 3690 nt
Organism: Lactuca sativa (garden lettuce)
Lineage: Eukaryota; Viridiplantae; Streptophyta; Magnoliopsida; Asterales; Asteraceae
Source: RefSeq, a predicted model, not a curated record
AUGGAACAACCACCUGGUUUUGUCGACCCUCGUUUUCCUAAUCACGUUUGCAGGUUAAAGAAAGCAUUAUAUGGGCUAAAACAAGCUCCGCGAGCAUGGUUUCAUCGUCUUACUUCCUUUCUUAUUGCAAACGCGUGCAUUAUUUAUCUUCUUGUUUAUGUUGAUGAUCUCAUUUUAACCGGCAACAACGAACAAGUUAUCUCUUCGUUUAUUACUAAACUUCAUCGAGAAUUUGCAGUUAAGGAUCUUGGUGACCUAAACUACUUCUUGGGUCUUGAAGUUUCAUAUACGGAUGAUGGCUUAUUUCUUAGUCAGUCUAAAUAUGCGCAUGACAUUCUAGACCGAGCAAAUCUUCUCCAUGCUAAACCCGUAGGCACACCUCUAGCCUCCCAUGAGAUAUUCACGUCCACUGGUACCUCAUAUUCUAAUCCAACAGAGUACUGCUCGUUAGUGGGUGUGCUUCAGUACUUGACCAUUACUCGACCUGAUAUCUCAUAUGCAGUUAAUCAAAUAAGUCAGUUUCUUCAAAACCCUACGAUAGAUCAUUUUCAAGGUGUCAAGAGAAUUCUUCGUUAUAUCAAGGGCACCGUUUCUUUUGGGCUUACUUUCAAAAAGCCUAAUGACACAUCUAUUUUGGGUUAUUCGGAUGCUGAUUGGGCUAGAUGUAUAGAAACCCGAAGAUCCACAUAUGGUUACUCCAUUUUUCUUGGGGGUAAUCUAGUUUUGCAGAGUGCUAAAAAGCAGCCUAUGGUUGCUCGUUCAAACUGUGAGUCGGAAUACCGGGCAAUGGCAAACACCGCUGUUGAAAUCGUUUGGGUCACUCACUUGUUGUGUGAACUUCAUGCUUUACCUCCAGAUCGCCCAACUCUAUUAUGUGACAAACGUAGUGCUCUAUUCCUAAGCCAAAAUCCGGUGUCUCAUAAACAGGCAAAACAUAUUGAUCUUGAUUAUCAUUUUAUUCGCGAGCUCAUUUCAUCUGGCAGAUUGUGUACUAAAUUUGUUCCUACCAAGCUUCAGGUGGCUGACAUCUUCACAAAAAUUCUUCCACGUCCACAAUUUGAAUUCUUUCGAGCUAUGCUUUGUCUUGGACCACCACCGUCUUGCUUGCGGGGGGAUAUUAGGAAUAAAUCAACAUAAUCAAUUAUAUUAAAUAGUUGAUUUAUUUUAUCUUGUAAAUUAUUCUGUGUAUAUCUUCUUGUAAUAACUUUAUUUUGUUAAUAUAUAUUCAAAUCCUCCCAUAUUGGUGAGGUAUCCCUUUCAAUUAUCACAACAUGUUGGGGAUCACAGGUCCAAAAAAGUCCUCUUCCUACACCUCCACUUCUCAAAACUACUCGGUUGCACCAAAAAUAGGAACCCGGAACGGGAUGGAUUUGAUGGGAAAAACGCAACCACAACGGUAAAUAACAAUGCGGAAUAAUACUUCGUAUGACUAAACUAUUCCCGUCUUGAAUGAACCUUUUAGGAUGCAAACAAACAGGGUAUUUUCACUUGCUCAAAACAGUAAAUCCCCUCAUCUAAUAAAUAAGUACUAAAUUGCCACGUGGCAAUCAUUAAGAACCCUCCCAUCUAAUUUUCCCGCUCAAAUAACCAAUGUGAAUUUCCGACUUUACCCUUGAUAUUGAAGUAUCCUUCUGGCAUCUUAACUUCCUUUUUUCCUCCUCAUUCCACUUUGGUUUCCUUUUCUCUUUCUAUUCAAAUUCAAAACUCAAAUACAAAAAAAUACGAAAAUUAUUCUUCAAUCACCCCUUAUCACGCCUCUUCCUCCUCUAAUUUCUCAUUCGGUUUUGGAAACCAAAUCUCCAUUAUAUACGCCAAGCCAUAGCUAUCUAUAUUAAUGUUGUCAUCCUCUUUUGAAAUUUUCAUUUUUUUCUCCACUGACCACAAACUUCGAUCACUACAGUCUUCUUUUGUUUUUUAUUUUUGUAGAUUUUUCUACUGGUUAUGGACUUCAGGAGUAGUUGGGUUAAUUUCUCUCUACAUCUCCAGAAAUCAACGACCAAAUCGUAUCCAAAAUUGAAUCUACAGGUAAGGCUCAAUUCCUACUUUUAAUGGAUUACUAAUACACCUCUGCCACCUCCAUCUACAAACACUUAGCACUUCAAUUUCUCUCCAAUCAAGCUUCUUCAUCUUCCUCACAAAGCCAAUGUAGUCCUCGAACCCAAUUAGGGCGAGGUCAGUAUAUUGUUUGUGGUUAUGAAUCACUUUUGAAUUUUUGAUUAGUCCUCUGAUGGGUUCGAUCUAAAGCUUUUAAGGGGAAAAUGAUUUUCUUAUAAACUUCAAUUGGGUUAUAAGCAUCGGUAAUUGGUUUGAAUUCUACAAGGGGCAUGUCGAACCUAACAUGAUUGUUUCUCUAUUGUGUUUCAAAAUUUUAUGGUCUUUUUAAAAUUGAUAUCAACUUACGUUUUAUUUUCUGAACACCAUAAUUAUCCUAAUUGUAAUUUAUACAAGAAGACUAUGUUAAGAAUGCAAUACAAGAUGCAUGGUUUGAAGCAAAGUAAAAAUUAUGAGUAAAUCGAUCUACUAACCGCCAUGUUGGUAACUUUUUUCUUGAAUGGACGGUCGAGGUAAAUGAAUAUUUUUUGGUAUAUCAGUAUCAUCUUUUUAGCUUAAUAUUUCCUUGCUAAAAUUUUUAUUUUGACAAAUUGCAUCCAGAGAAUAUAAGUAGUUUAAAUAUAUGGGAAAAUGAAAUGAACAUAAUGAUUUUUCUAAAUGAUGCUCUGGUCAUGGAAGUCUAAUCUCUGGGUCCGGGUUAUAACAUAAUUUGAUAUUUGAAUGGGCUCUGCAAGAAAAUGGUUAUCACACACCAGAUCAUUUUUUUGGUAUACUAGUACCAAUUUUUAUAGCUCAAUAUUUCGGAGUUGUCAGUACUUUUUAUGCUGUUUUAAAUGCUUUACAUUUUAAAAUUAUAAAAUUAAUAAUGGUUUUUGUUUCUUCUAUUUAGUAGAGAACUUGAAAACAUCUCCUCCUCUUUAAUUAUAUUCUGGACCAUUUUGCCCUUGGUGCGGCUUUGGUGUUUUUCUCCAAUUUUGGUAUUGAUAUGGUUUUAACUAAAGACUCAGAGUUACUCUACAUAUUUGUUAAGCAAAAAAUUCCACCCUUGGCGAGAGAAGACUGUUUGAUCCAAUACUUGACCAUAUUGCCCCUGGUGUUGCUUUGUGGCUUUAGUGAAAUUAAUUAGGUGUUUCCCAUGUUUACAAACCAAGACUUCACAAGAACCUUACAUACUUGCUAUGCAAAGAUAUCAAGGUUUAUUGAUUUUCCUGGUGAUGCUUGGAUUCAACACUUUAGUUCUUAUCUCCUGUUUGUUGAUCAGUGAGCAAACACUGUCUUUUUUUUGUGCUUUGUGCUUUGGUUUGUUGAUAUUAAUUGUUACUUUUUUUCCCUUUUAUGUUUAUCUGUAUCAAUUCUUUGUAUUGUUCCAUCCACCAGCUGGUCAAUUAAUAUUAUUUUAAAUAUAUUGCCUUCAAAAAAAAUGUAGUAGUGGCUUUCAAUUCCUUUAUGCCCUUGAAAAGAGCAAGGCAUAUGAACUUCAUAUAUUUUGUGGUAAUGGAGUCUUAUAAUCAAAUAUGAAAUUCGUAUAUUAUGUUUAAUUUUCCUGAUUAUUGUAUGCACAAAACAUGGAGACUUAUGUUAGAGGUCCUAUUCCUAAAUAAAUAUGCCUCCACAUCUUCAAAUGUAUUGGCACAUGGC